UCUCGCGCCUCCGAAAUCCUAUUUUUCUCUCGCUCCCCCUCUCUCUUCUUUUCGAUCCGUGGAUCUAUCUACCCGGGAGCAGAAGAUCCGCCGCCAUCCAUGGCCGGAAAGGGAGAGGGGCCGGCGAUCGGCAUCGAUCUCGGGACGACGUACUCGUGCGUCGGCGUGUGGCAGCACGACCGCGUCGAGAUCAUCGCCAACGACCAGGGCAACCGGACGACCCCGUCCUACGUCGCCUUCACCGACACCGAGCGCCUCAUCGGCGAUGCCGCCAAGAACCAGGUCGCCAUGAACCCCAUCAACACCGUCUUCGAUGCUAAGCGGUUGAUUGGAAGGAGAUUCAGUGACGCCUCAGUUCAGAGCGAUAUUAAGCACUGGCCCUUCAAGGUCAUUCCCGGCCCUGGUGAUAAGCCCAUGAUUGUUGUCAACUAUAAAGGUGAAGAGAAGCAGUUUGCUGCUGAGGAAAUUUCGUCCAUGGUGCUCACAAAGAUGCGCGAGAUUGCUGAGGCCUACCUGGGCUCGACUGUUAAGAAUGCAGUUGUCACCGUCCCUGCUUACUUCAAUGACUCUCAGAGGCAGGCCACCAAGGAUGCUGGUGUCAUUGCGGGGCUCAAUGUCAUGCGUAUCAUUAAUGAGCCAACUGCUGCGGCCAUUGCCUAUGGUCUCGAUAAGAAGGCCACCAGUGUCGGUGAGAAGAAUGUGUUGAUCUUCGAUCUUGGUGGCGGUACUUUUGAUGUGUCCCUCCUAACCAUCGAGGAGGGUAUCUUUGAGGUGAAGGCAACAGCUGGAGACACUCAUCUUGGUGGUGAGGAUUUUGAUAACAGAAUGGUGAACCACUUUGUGCAAGAGUUCAAGAGGAAGCACAAGAAGGACAUCAGUGGAAAUCCGAGGGCUCUGAGGAGAUUGAGGACAGCUUGUGAAAGGGCGAAGAGGACUCUCUCCUCCACUGCCCAGACGACAAUCGAAAUUGACUCUUUGUACGAGGGUGUGGAUUUCUACUCUACAAUCACUCGUGCCAGAUUUGAGGAGCUCAACAUGGACCUCUUUAGAAAGUGUAUGGAGCCAGUUGAGAAGUGUCUCAGGGAUGCUAAGAUGGACAAGAGCACUAUCCAUGAUGUUGUUCUUGUGGGUGGUUCCACUAGGAUCCCCAAGGUGCAGCAGCUAUUGCAGGAUUUCUUCAAUGGGAAGGAGCUCUGCAAGAGCAUCAACCCUGAUGAAGCUGUGGCUUAUGGUGCGGCUGUUCAAGCUGCAAUUUUGAGUGGCGAGGGCAAUGAGAAGGUCCAAGACUUAUUGCUGCUGGAUGUCACCCCUCUCUCUCUUGGUCUGGAAACCGCUGGAGGUGUCAUGACUGUGUUGAUCCCAAGAAACACCACCAUCCCCACCAAGAAGGAGCAGGUGUUCUCCACCUACUCGGAUAACCAACCGGGAGUCCUUAUCCAGGUUUAUGAGGGUGAGAGAGCCAGAACAAGGGACAACAAUUUGUUGGGCAAGUUCGAGCUCUCCGGUAUUCCUCCGGCACCUAGAGGCGUUCCCCAAAUCACCGUCUGCUUUGAUAUCGAUGCCAACGGUAUCUUGAACGUCUCUGCGGAAGACAAGACCACCGGUCAGAAGAACAAGAUCACCAUCACCAAUGACAAGGGAAGGCUGUCCAAGGAAGAGAUCGAGAAGAUGGUCCAGGAAGCCGAGAAAUACAAGUCCGAGGAUGAGGAGCACAAAAAGAAGGUGGAUGCCAAGAAUGCUCUGGAGAAUUAUGCCUACAACAUGAGGAACACGAUCAAGGAUGAGAAGAUCAGUGCCAAGCUCUCCGAUGGGGACAAGAAGAAGAUUGAGGAUGCCAUCGACCAAGCCAUCCAGUGGUUGGACUCAAACCAGCUGGCCGAGGCCGACGAGUUUGAAGACAAGAUGAAGGAGCUCGAGAGCAUCUGCAACCCCAUUAUUGCCAAGAUGUACCAGGGUGCUGGUGCGGACAUGGGUGCUGGUGGUAUGGAUGAAGAUGGUCCUGCUGCUGCUGGUGGCGGUGCUGGGCCCAAGAUUGAGGAGGUCGACUAAGCGGGUGGAGGAGUCAGGAGACCUUACGCCAGGUCUUUCAGCAUUUCGAUUUUUUAUCGAACUGUUGUAACCUGCUUCAUGUUGUGGGAGCAAGGGCAUAUGUAGCUCCUGUUAUUUUGCAUUGUCGUUGAGGCCUUCUCUGCUAUUUCAAGAAGACAGGGAUUUUGAGCCUCCAUCAUCAUCUUAUCUUCUGCCUGGUAUACCGUUUCGUUCUUGUUCUUUAGUGACAUUGAUGAGUACUGCUUUGGUCCUUUAA
This is a messenger RNA of Syzygium oleosum, 2305 nucleotides long. RefSeq names its product heat shock cognate 70 kDa protein 2. Lineage: Eukaryota; Viridiplantae; Streptophyta; Magnoliopsida; Myrtales; Myrtaceae. Gene Ontology annotation, biological process: cellular response to unfolded protein; protein refolding. The record is from RefSeq and is a predicted model, not a curated record. Gene Ontology annotation, cellular component: cytoplasm. The transcript has 2 exons. The coding region runs from base 100 to 2049 and encodes 649 amino acids. Gene Ontology annotation, molecular function: ATP hydrolysis activity; ATP-dependent protein folding chaperone; ATP binding.